CUCACCAUGACCUCUACUCCCAAAGUCGCCCUCAUCACUGGCUCCAAUGGCAUCACCGGCGCAGCCAUGGUGAACCAACUCCUGUCUUCACCUUCCUGGAGCCGCAUCAUCGCCGUCUACCGAACCACCCCCAAAGACAUCCCCCGCGACCCUCGCCUCUCAAUUGCCCUCGUCGACCUCAGCGCGCCCGCCUCCGAAAUCGCCGCCUCUCUCACCGCCCAGCACGCAACCGGCGUAACGCACUUCUUCCACUUCGCGUACAAGCACCACUCGGGCCUCCAAGAGCUCGUCGACGCCAACGUGCCCAUGUUCGCCAACACGCUGACCGCCGUCGACGACACCUCGCGCGCGACGCUGCAGCGCGUCAUCCUGCAGACCGGCGGCAAGACGUACGGCGUCUACUUCCGCGCCGCGCUCAUCGAGCCCACGCCCGAGCACCCCGUGCACCCGCGCGUCAGCGAGGCUGCCGCGCUGCCGCUCUUCUACUACGGCCAGGAGGACUUCAUGCUGGCGCUUGCGGCGAAGCGGCGCUGGACGUGGAACGUCACGGUGCCCUUCUGGAUCAACGGCUUCACGAAGGGCAACGGCAUGAGCUACGCGACGACGGUCGCCGUCUACUUCACGCUGCAGAAGGCGGCGGGCUUGCCGGCUGUGUUCCCGGCGUCCGCGACUGAUGCGUCUGUGAGCAAGUACAUGAAGCCGCAGCACAUGAGCAGCGCGCGCCACAUCGCCAGGUUCACCGAGUGGGUGGCUGAGAACGAGGGCGUGGGGAACGAGUGGUUCAAUAUUGUGGAUGAUACGAAGACGACAUUUGCGGAUGUCUGGGAGGGCACGGGGAAGUACUUUGGGGUGCCUGUAUCUAACGAGCCGGGGUUCGACCUGAUUACGGAUGUUGAGAGGAGGCUUGCAGCUGGGGAGUGGGACGCGGUGGUGGAGAAGUACGGGGGCAGCAAGGAGGCGUUGAAGUAUGCCACCUGGGAGACGCUGGCGUGGGCACAGGCUGGCGAGUGGGGUGCGGAUGUUAGCAUGGACAAGGCGAUUAAGGCGGGCUGGACGGAGACGGUGGAUACGAAUGCGGAGUUGGCGAGGAUAUUCGAUGAGAUGAAGGAGGCGGGUGUUAUUCCGGACAUCAAGUAGAGCGCUCUUGGGAGCUAUGUAUUGAGACUGCUUUAGGUGGAAGUGCGAAUAAGAGAAAUUCAAGUAUCUGCGUAUAAUAGAGAUAAAUUCACUCACUGUGAUGUCGACGUUCGAGUGUUGCCGGCCGCCUGCCCGGACGUGAUCUAUGCGCUCUGGUCUUGUACUCGACUGCUCAGCUUUGGCAGUCCUGUAACCGUCUUUAGUAUCUUCCUCACUGCACUAAUCUUCUCUCCCUUUUUGGACUCCUUCAUAAGAGCUAUGCCGCGCAACCACGCCCGUUCCCUCUCAUCCAGCACAGUAGUGACUAAUUCAUCGAACGCCUCCUGUACGCCUUUUCC
Molecule: messenger RNA, 1475 nt
Organism: Mytilinidion resinicola
Lineage: Eukaryota; Fungi; Ascomycota; Dothideomycetes; Mytilinidiales; Mytilinidiaceae
Product: NAD(P)-binding protein
Exons: 1
Coding region: 7-1137 (376 amino acids)
Source: RefSeq, a predicted model, not a curated record